AUGUCUUCCAAAACGAAUCACAAACUUACACAACUGACAGUGGCUAUUGAUUCGCAAGAGAAUGUGUACGACUCAAGCAGGGAAUCCCAUAUUGACCUGCCAUAUACUGAAGAGGAAAAGAAGCCCUUUUGGCAAAGAUUUAGAUUCAGAGUCGACACUACUGGUCACCCACCACAAAUCUUCAAUGUCACCUUAUACUUGAGCAUCUUUGUGUUUGGGUUGUUUGGAGCUGCUCGAGGUAUCGAUGAAGGUACAGUUUCUGGAAACCUUGCCCUACCAGCAUUCAUCAGGAAGUUUGGUUUGAGUGAUGAAACCAAAACUGAACAUGAGAUUGCCACUUUGAAAUCAAACAUUGCAUCAAUGGUUCAGUUAGGUUCGGUAGGUGGAGCGCUCAUUGCUAUGAAAUCUGUGGAUUUCUUUGGAAGACUUAGAGCGUUACAAGUUGUGUGCAUAAUUUGGUUGAUUGGCGUUUCAAUUCAAAUUUCGUCUCAAUCAGUGGGCCAAUUGUAUGCUGGUAGGUUUAUUGAGGGGUUGGCCAUUGGACAAACAACGUCAAUUGGACCCGUGUACAUGUCUGAAGUUGCACCUAGUCCUAUUCGUGGUAUGGCCAAUUGUAUUUUUGCCGGUGCCGUGUAUUUGGGUAUCAUGAUGGGAUAUUUUGCCAAUUAUGGAUCGGCUAUUCAUAUUCCGGCAACUUUGAGUGAUGGUUCAGUUAAUGACAAACAGUGGAGAGUUACAUUUUGCACCAAGUUUAUUAUGGCAGGACUCAUUUUUGUUGCGUCAUUCUUUUGGUGUAUUGAAAGUCCUCGUUGGUUGUUGAAACAUGGCAAGGCCCAUGAAGCUGUUGAAAAGUUGAGCAAAUUAAGGAAAUUGCCAGUUGACCAUCCAUACAUCAUUGCUGAGAUUAGUGAUAUUAAUGAACAAGUUAUGGCUGAAAAGGAAGCAGCGAGAAGUUCAUCCUUGAUUGGCAAUUUCAAACAAAUUGUCACGGUCAAGAGCAUUGCUUAUAGAUUGAUUAUUAUUGGUGGUGGAAGUCAAGUAUUGGGCCAAUGGAGUGGUGCAAAUGCUGUCACCAUAUAUGCCUCUGAGUUGUUUGCCCUUGUUGGAGUUACUGGUAUUGACAAGUUGAAGAUGUCAGCAGUGUUGGGUGUGGUCAAGUUUUUCUCGGCAUACUUUGCAGCUUUCUUCCUUAUUGACAUUUUGGGUAGGAAGAGGUCACUUUACAUUGGAAUUUGUGGUCAAAUGUUGUGUUUAUUGUACUAUGCGAUUUUCUUGCAUUUGGUUCCUCAAGCUGCUGAAGGGGUUGUUGAGAAUGCCAAUGCCAAACGAGCAAGUACUGGAGCUUUAGCUGCCAUUUUCCUCAGUGGAACAUUUUGGACAGUGGGGUUCAAUUCAAUUCAAUAUUUGAUUGGAAAUGAGAUUUUCCCACUUGGUAUUAGAUCUUUUGCACAAUCGAUCAUCAUGGUGUUGCAUUUUGCUAAUCAAUAUGGCAACUCCAAAGCAAUGCCAAAACUUAUGCUAGCCAUGCAUUCGUUUGGUGCAUUCUAUUUCUUUGUUGGUGUUUUAUGUGUGGCUUUGGUGUGGGCAUUCUUCCUUCCUGAGUUGAAGGGUAGAAGUUUGGAAUCGAUUGAGGAGGUGUUCACUUUGCCUUGGUACAAUUUGAGACGUUGUAACAAAUUGGUUCCUGACCAUUCACAGAUUCAUAAAGUCAAGUAUACAAACAGUAGAGGAAACACUGGAUUUGAUCAUAUUCAAUUUGAUUUGGAAAAGAAUAAGCCAAGUAUUGAAAUGGUUGAGGAUGAGACAGGCUCCAACAACAAGCUGAAACAUGUAAGGAGAAGUUCAGGAGAGGAAGAGGACGAUGAGAAGAAGGUUUAG
Messenger RNA from Lodderomyces theae, 1878 nucleotides. RefSeq lists its product as uncharacterized. The record is from RefSeq and is a predicted model, not a curated record. Gene Ontology annotation, biological process: carbohydrate transport; transmembrane transport. The transcript has a single exon. NCBI's taxonomy places the organism in Eukaryota, Fungi, Ascomycota, Pichiomycetes, Serinales, Debaryomycetaceae. Gene Ontology annotation, molecular function: carbohydrate:proton symporter activity. Gene Ontology annotation, cellular component: membrane. The coding region runs from base 1 to 1878 and encodes 625 amino acids.